Physcomitrium patens is the source of this 3717-nucleotide messenger RNA. The record is from RefSeq and is a predicted model, not a curated record. Lineage: Eukaryota; Viridiplantae; Streptophyta; Bryopsida; Funariales; Funariaceae.
CAUUCACACCACUCAUAUAGGUUAUGGCACGGAAGGCUGCACCGCUCUCAUGCCGUGGUUGGCAUCUGAGUGUGGCUCCGCAAUUGCAUCACUUGUACAGUAGCAGAAAUUUUGGAGCAGGGCAGAAUGGAUCAGAAGCAGGAAGAGCUCAACGGAGAGCAUUCCUGUUCUGGGAGGAUGCAGGUGUUUAUAGUUGUACAGGAUUUGGAAUGGUUUUGUAGGAUUGAAGCUAUCGAUUAUCUCUAACGAAUUGUGAUUGCCUCGACUCAAUUCUUCUUCUACAGCUGGGAAAUUCCUUUGGCAGCAUAUUAUGUUUGUUGGGUCAUUUCACUACUACGCCAAUGGGGUUUUGGUGUUUUGGUGUGCGUGUAGCCCUAUUUGGUUUUUUGAGCUAAGAGUGCUCAACCCAUGUCUUGGUGCCCGGUGUUUCCUCAAUUGGAUUGCGCGAAUUCGUAUUGUCGAUAAUUGUCUGGCUCUACAGUAUAUCCUUGUUUAGGUAGGGUAUUCUGUAGAAGUAAAGAAGUGGGAGGGAAUUUGCGACGAUGAGCUACGUCGAUGAUUUCACCAUUACAAGACACAGAAAACUUAGGAACGAUGACCGUUGCUAAAUUCAUUUCUAUUUAAUCACAUCGUUACCCUCAUAGUUCAGCGACCCAGGUCACAAGAUGGAAGAGGACUUCAGCAAUUCCGUGGUGCUGGUGAUCACCGAGGGUGAUCACGACUCACGGAAAAGGAGUUUGUCCAGAGAAAUCGAUGGGCAGGAGAUGGGGUGUGAAGAAUGGCAGUCUCUUGUUGCAGACUCAUUUACAUUGAAUGAGAUUCGCAUUCGUGUCGACAAGGAGCUGCUUUCACAGCACUCGACUUACUUCAAAGGUUACUUGAACUUCAGUGAACGCAACUGUGAAAGCUUAAACGUGAAUUGGAGUCUUCCUAUUUUCUGCGAUCUCUUACGAUGCAUCCAUGGUUUUGAGCCUUGCUUAUCUUCGUCUAUGAUUGCUUCACUUAUUGAGGGAGCUAUCUAUUUUGGUGUGGAGGAUGUCAUCACCAAGUGUAAGGCCUGGGUAGCUUCCGAUACGUUCUGCGUAAAAUGGAAAAUUGAGGACGACCUUGUUUCCGAACUUUUAUCGAUUUGGCUUUCCGCCACAGUAAAUGGUGUGAAAUCUAUCGAGCAGCUUUGUAUCAAGAGUCUUGCUGUCAAUUUUGCACAGGCGAUGCGUCAGGAAAGUUUUGUUACUUUGCCUUUGUCACUGCUUGAAGCCAGUAUUGACCAUCCACAGCUCACAAUUAAAAGUGAAAUGGAUUUGUGUAAAGCACUGCUACUGUGGUACGAAAGUCAAAAACGUAACUCACGUAACGGUGCCGUUGUUGACGAUCCAAUUUUGCUUUUCAAAAAGAUACAACUGAAUCUGCUGCCUAUUGAUUUUAUCUUAAGGGAACUGGUAGGGAAGUAUCCGUUGAAUAUUUUUCACGUAUCAGUAGCUGCAACUGAAUCGGAUGUGGAUGUAUUAAAUUCAAUUAUUGACUUCAAAGGUGAGCUGGCUGCGAAGCCAGUCAAAGAUUACUUGAAUUUCAAGCCUGUAAUACGUCUUACGGAUCAUUUAAAGGAGUUGGAUUUAUCUGGCUGUCAUCAGAUCACCUGUCACCACUUGAUUUCAGCGGCAGCACAAAAUGGAAUGAAACCUAAGAGGAUAGCACAGAAGACUCUGGUUACAAUUGAGCAGGAAACAUGGCCGGAACUUGCAGAGUUCAUCAAUCUAGAGACACUGAUUCUGUCCCACUGCUGGCGUGUUGAACAGAGGAAUCUAGUUACUUGGCUAAAUCUUGUAUGCCCAAAUCUUCGUGAGCUUCGAGCACCACAUUGUCCCCAGUUACUGCAGGUGAUUCUGGAAAUUGGUUCUGGUCUUCCAAAUCUUUCAGUGCUUGACUUGUCUGUAUCCGAAGAAUUGGUGGAAAUUGAGGGAGUUGUGACCAGAACAAAGUCAACAAUUUCACAAAGAUUACCUUUGCGGUGGUCUUUUGGAAAACUGCAUGAAACCAACAAGUUAACAGACCUUUCAUUACGGGGCCAUUCGGAGAUUACAGAUGAAAUUCUAUUGUUCAUUGCAAGGAGCUGUCCAUUACUUCGGGUAGUGGACUUGGGUGGCUGUUUGGAAUUGAGCGAUGUCGGCUUUGCAGCUUUUUUGAAUUUUCAGGAAAAUCUUGCUUUCCAGUGGAACUGUUGGGGAGUUUUUCAUCAGAAACUCUCUGCUGCUGGCACAAGAUUUGGCCCAGUUUCUUGCAAAGCACUGAUAUCGCAAGCGAAUAUUUCAGUUAACGUUCUGGAUACCUUGAAUCUUAACAAAUGUUUAGCCCUGGGGUGUGGACACCUGAGCAACUUAUUGCAAGUAUUGCCCUCUUUGGUCUCUUUAGAACUUGCCUUUACCAGACUCGAUGACAUGGCUCUCUCAGCAUUCUCUGGGACCAGUUUGAGGCACCUCAAUAUUAGAGAAACAAAGGUCUCUGGAGGAGUUCUCUACCGGAUUUUGGCAAGGAAUUUUGAUUUGAAGGAUUUGAACAUUCGAGGAUGCACACAGCUGGCACUGAACUCUUUUGACCAUCUGCCAUCUGAGAAAACUUUUGAGAGAAUGUGGGAGAAUGUGGGAAUUGGGUGGGGUUUAUCAGACUCAACGAUUUCGUCGUUUGGUUUUGCAUCCUGCACGCUCCAAAACUUUGCUGUUGGAGUAGGUGGAACCAUCAGUGAGGAGACCCUGUUGUGCAUUGCUGAGCAAUGUCACGAAUUGAAGCGACUCUCUUUAUGCUUUCAGUUUGUUGCCGAUGAAGGCUUAAUACAAGCUGUAAGUCAGUUGAAAUCCCUGCAUACGUUGGAGCUUCAAAACAUGGCAUGCGCCCCACGCAACCUUCUAACAGAAAUCGCAUCCAGCUUACCAAACUUAAGGAACCUUAAGCUUGAGCGAGUCACACCCUUGCUUUCGGAUGAUGAUCUUCUCCUGUUCAGUCAAUCGUGCACGGGACUACAGAGUCUAUCUCUUUUAGGGUGCCAUCUAUUGACCAGCAUUUCACUGUCUACCAUGGCACAUUCUUGGCGUGGACUUCAAGAUCUUCGGCUUGAGGAAUGUAAGUACAUAAUUACUGAAGAAAACGUCCGGCUUUUAUUAAAUUCUUUCCCGGCGUUGAAACUGCUGCACUUGCGUCAUAUUGGAAAGGUGUUGCCUGAGUACUUCAUAUUGGAAGCUAUCAGAAGACUUCCCUUGUUGCAAAAACUUGCAAUCGACUUGUGUGAUGCAGCAAAUGAGAAGUUCUCAUUUUCUGAGGGGGUGGAAAGGUCAGCCUUGAAGUCUGUAUACAUCAAUCGAUGCAAAAGUGUAAGGGACGCUUUCUAUGGUGUGAGAGACUUGACAUCUGAGGGCAUCAGUCCUUACGACAGCCGAACACAUAAGGAUACCAUCGUGCUGGAGUGGAACUCGGUGCGGCUUACAGAGUCGGUUGUGAAUGAAAGACUUACUUUUGAAUAAGGGUUGAGCUUCACAAACUGUUUUUCGUGAUAGCCUCGCAAUCAGUUAUUACCGCUUGAGUUAUUCCUGCUUCUGUUCGUGGGCUUAAUUACUCCUUCGGAAAAUAUAAGUUUUUAUUAUUUCUCCUAUUUCACUUCCAUCGCUUCUGCCCUAUUUGUAAUGUAUAAUAUAAUGCGAUUAAAACAGGGCAUGUAAGUAUAUUUUA